GAGUAUUGUUCACCCGCUACCAUCAGACAAUGUCGACAAAAUUCAACUGACGCGAAACUUGAUACUGACACCCGAGACAAGAUGGACGCAGAACAAGAACCAGAUUCUCAGCCUGCAAGAAAGCGGCCUCGCAUUGACCUUGGCGUCGGCGAGCGCAAGCGAGGCAAGAGCAUGUUUGGUAUUGUUCUUGGAACGCUGAACAAGGCGAAGAUUGAGGACAAGGAAAGGAAUGCUAGUGAAGCAGCUAAAAAGCGUCAGAUGAUAGACCAGCGGUUGCAAGCUAAGCUUCGCAAAGAGACUGACUCAGUUCGACGCUCUGAAGAAGCCAAGAAGGACAGGAACCUCGCAAAUCGAAAGGAAGAAGAACUUCAACUCAAAGAUUCAAUCUAUAAGCUACGAAGAACGCAUUUACCACUCUAUUCUCACUUCCUAUGUACAUCUGACGACAUCCAGUCCAUUGAUUCCAUGGAAGACCAGCCAUCAUCAAUAACUCUUCUAGCUUUGCCCACACGAUCGCACCCUCCGCCUCUCUUUUAUUUGCCCGCGAUACUCACAGCAGCCCAGGAAGCAUUUUUAGAAAAACGUAAAUUCAAGGUCAAGGAAGCAGCCGAAUCCGAAUGGUCCACCUUCCGCGGGGAGCGUACUGCCGGUAUCGACGAAAUUAAGGAGCUCCGACUACGUGUUGCCGAUGAGGACGCAAGAAAGAAGAAGGAAAAGAAAGAUGAAAUCGAGGCAGACGAAAAAAAUCAAAUCAGCAAGGACGAGGAAAUGACCUCUGAGGAGCCUAAGACUUCUGAAUCGAAGGCGGAGGAGCGUGACUCUAAGACGGAAGAAAAACCUGAGGAACGCGAAUCAAAGACGGAAGAAAUGGAGGUAGACGUUGGUACUAAGGAGGAAUCAGGCAUGCGCGCAGACGAUGAAGAUGCAGUCGAAUACUGAUUUAGAUUGAAUAGUACAAUUGUGCGUAAUCAUUUGAAGUUGUCACCUGUAGUUCGGUUAAUAUAAUCAGGUGUCAGAAUUGCUCAUGAUAACCGAUGAGCCAAUAGCUAGGGAUGCAUUUUCCCAAUGCUAGGAGAUGGUGUUAUGGUGUCUAUAUCCAUCAAGUUCAAAGUUGUUGAUAUCUGUCUCGAGCCAAGAGGAAUAAACCAUGAUGAGA
Messenger RNA from Suillus discolor, 1156 nucleotides. RefSeq lists its product as uncharacterized. The record is from RefSeq and is a predicted model, not a curated record. Gene Ontology annotation, cellular component: catalytic step 2 spliceosome. The transcript has 7 exons. Lineage: Eukaryota; Fungi; Basidiomycota; Agaricomycetes; Boletales; Suillaceae. Bases 82 to 939 code for a protein of 285 amino acids.